AUGUCGUUUUCGAAGUUGCCACGAGUUUUGAUAUCCGAGGAAGCUUCCAAAGCAAAGAACCCUGGCCCAGGCGACUAUGAUCCAAAAGAAAUCGACCGCUCAAUCGCAGUGAGGAUCGCGCCGAAGGGUACCCAGCAAGCAAAGAGAUCGUUGGCUACUAAACCCAACUAUCUCAGCAAGAAAGACGUAUCCGGUGUAAGGAAGAAGCUGGAUAGCAAUGUCAUGAUUUCUAAAGUCCGACUCCAGCAGCUUACUGUGCAAGCUCAGCAAUUCAAGGAUGACAACGAUAUUCUGAAGAAGACUCUGGAUAGCGUCGAAAAGGAGCGAAACCAAAGCUGGACACAGCUCAAAGAAAAAAAGGCCUCUCUAAAAGAGAUGGAAGCCAGGCUCGAAUUCUACGAGCAGCAAAAAGUUGAGCUUGAGAACGAGCUUGCAUCGAAAACCGAAUUAUUGGAUAAAGAAAAAGAACGAGCGAACUCUGUUGGCGACACCCUAGCUGAAAUGAAGAGCAAGUUCUCGGCGCUAACACUCGAUUCCGAGUCACAGGAAGAAGAAAAAAGUAGACUCACUGCGGACUUAUCCAUCAAAAUAGCUUCGUUGGAAAAAGCACAAAGCGAGAUUGAGCACCUGAAGCAGGUUAUUACAGAGCUGCGUUCAAGGAUUGACUUCAACGAGAAAGAGCAAAGGGAAACGACGCAAAGAUGUCUAGACCUUGAGCUCGAAAUCACGGAAUGCAAGAUUGACCUCCAGAAUGCUCGACAAUCCUUCGCCGAGUUGGAAACUGACUACUCAAUCAAAGAUCAAAAGCAUACCGCCACCAUCGAAUCUUUGAAACGCGAACUUGAGACUGAAAAAUGCAAAUACGAAACUCAAGUAGCAAAAUUAGAGAGCGACCGCGUACGCGAUGCUGAACAACACCAGUGCGAAGUUGUGGCACUCCAGACUCAGUUAGACAACUGGGAAGACAUCUCGAGAAAUUACGAGACUGAACAGAAAAAAAAUCUUGCGGAUAUCGUCGCGCUUCAGGAGGAACUAGGCGUUCUGACAAAGGAUUUCGAGAAUUGCAAAGCUGACCGCGCAAUUCUAAUGAAACAAGUUGAAGUCGGCAACGAAUUCGAGCUAAAGUGCGAGGCACUGCUAGAAGAGAAUGCCGAACUGCAAUUGAAUCUGCACGAUACAAGAGAACAAAUGAAAGAGCUCGUCGAGCAGCAAGUAACAUACGAGGACGAACUGGAGGAGCAUUUCGAAGCUCUCAUGCGAAAUGUGGAAGAUCUGGACGAAGCCAAGUCAAAACUAUCGGAACUAGAGAACGAGCGAGACGUAAUUGUCCGCGAAUUGCAAAUGUCCAAAGAAGCAAACGAAUCUGUUGAGGCAGAACUGCAGAAGAGAAUCAGCCAGGUCAACGACUCAGUUGUCGGUGGACUGAUCAAAAAAGAUGCUAGCGAUGAGAAAUACAACCGGUUGAAAUCAUCCGCGAUGAAACAAGAAAAGGUCUUCUACGAGAAGAUGGAAGGAUUGACCAAAAAAAUGAAAGAAGAAGAACGUCGUUUCAAGCAAAUUAUCGCUGAUAGAGAUGCCUUGCUCAAGUACAAAGACGACGAAAACACUCGUUUGCGGAAAGCUGAAUUUGAGAAGAAACAGUUGCACGAGAUGGAGGUCAAAGAGCUCAAGCUUGCCCUUGAGAAUGCCAGGGCAGAACAGACGCGCGAUGAACUAGCAACUAAAGUGGACGACGCAAUUAUAGAAGAGUUCAACGCCGAGAAAAAUGUACUUGUUGAGCAAAACCAAAACUUACAAAAGAGUCUGAAUGAAACUGAGCGCAAGUUGUCGUCCACGAUGGGCCACACUAAUCACUUGCAAAAAAUCAAGUACACGGAGCGCUUACGCCAGGAAAACACCAAUUUCCGGGAGAAGAAUGCUGAACUCGAGCGCCAAGUCAAGAAAUUGAAUGCGCGCAUCAAGGCGCUAGAUACAUCUAUUAUUGCUGGAUCUGAGCACUUCUUCCCUCAAUCAUCGAAAAACUAA
Messenger RNA from Oikopleura dioica, 2025 nucleotides. Lineage: Eukaryota; Metazoa; Chordata; Appendicularia; Copelata; Oikopleuridae. The record is from the annotation of a GenBank genome assembly.